GGCGGGCGCGGAGCGGAGCGAGCAUGGCGGUGGCGGGCAGGGUGCUGGUGUACGGGGGCAGAGGCGCCCUGGGGUCGCAGUGCGUGCAGUACUUCACGUCCCGGAACUGGUGGGUGGCCAGCAUCGACCUGGCGGCGAACGAGGAGGCGAGCGCCAGCGUGGUGGUGCGGGUGACGGACUCCUUCCCCGAGCAGGCCGAGCAGGUGACAGGAGAAGUUGGAAAACUUCUUGGUGAAGAAAAGGUGGACGCAAUCUUGUGUGUAGCAGGAGGAUGGGCUGGAGGCAGUGCCAAAGCUAAAUCAUUAUACAAAAAUUGUGAUUUGAUGUGGAAACAGAGUGUUUGGACAUCCACUAUUUCCAGUCAUCUAGCCACAAAACAUUUGAAAGAAGGAGGCCUCUUGACUUUGACGGGAGCACAAGCUGCUUUAUCUGGAACCCCAGGGAUGAUUGGCUAUGGCAUGGCCAAAGGAGCAGUGCACCAACUUUGUCAGAGUUUAGCUGGUGCCAAUAGCGGCUUGCCAUCUGGUUCUGCUGCUGUUGCUGUUUUACCAGUUACCUUGGAUACGCCAGCGAACAGGAAAUCGAUGCCUGAUGCAGAUUUCAGCUCCUGGACAUCCUUAGAAUUCAUUGCUGAAACUUUUCAUGACUGGAUAACAGGAAAGAACCGACCAAACUCAGGGAGUCUAAUCCAAGUGAUAACUACAGGAGGGAAGACUGAACUAGUUGCAGCACAUCUUUGAUGUCAGUCACUUACGAGACUGAGCUUCAGCAAAGGAGACUCUGAGAUUGGGAUUCUUCACCUAUGGAAGAUGUCUGCUAGUAUUAUUUUGGAUGAUUUUCUGUAUCCAGUGAUUGUUAAUUAUGUCACUUGUGGAACCAGACUCCAAAUACUAUUUCUGUGCUGUCAGUUGCUAGCUAUCAGCAUUUAUUUACUAAAUAUUUAUCUCUAAAUGAAAGUUGCAGGUUUUAAAGUUCUAAUCCUGAGCAUUAUAUAACAACUUACCUCUUUUCUCUGAAAUGGGAAUUGCGCUUUAGUAUGUCAUGUAAUCCCGUAUAUAAUGGUCAGAUUCUUUUCUCUGUUAGUAAGUCUUUUGGCAACUUUUUGUAAAUGUCUCAACAGUCUUUAUGUGGGAAUGUAACCACACCAUUCUGUAUUGUGUUGGCAGUAACUAUAGGAAUCAUUGGAGUCAUAUAAUGUCCUAGUUGUGUAAACUUUUUCAUGUGAACAUUCUACUGGAGUUGGUGGAACUGUAUAGGGAUUAAUCCUUUGAGAAGGAGUUCCAAAUUUGCCUUACAGUUUAUAAACUGCUAUCAGGUCUACAGUUGUAGGAUAACACACUCGUUUUGCCAGAGGGUUAGGUAUGUCUUUGUAUUACUCAUGAUGGUUCUUUACUUUUUGAAAAAGCAAAGUGCCCUAAAGAACUACAACAAAAAACAUACAUGUUUCAACGUGGAGUAUUUCUGUGCUAAAUAAAUAUAUAUGGUUUUA
Rhea pennata is the source of this 1489-nucleotide messenger RNA. It is a transcript of the gene QDPR, whose product is annotated as quinoid dihydropteridine reductase. The transcript has 7 exons. Bases 24 to 740 code for a protein of 238 amino acids. Gene Ontology annotation, cellular component: cytoplasm. NCBI's taxonomy places the organism in Eukaryota, Metazoa, Chordata, Aves, Rheiformes, Rheidae. Gene Ontology annotation, molecular function: 6,7-dihydropteridine reductase activity; NADH binding; NADPH binding. Gene Ontology annotation, biological process: L-phenylalanine catabolic process; tetrahydrobiopterin biosynthetic process. The record is from RefSeq and is a predicted model, not a curated record.